GGCAUGUUGCCGACUCACUACAGUGAAUUCGGUGGGACAAACAAACCGCGUGUUGAUUGAGCCUCCGGAACAAUCUAGGGCGUGGGUGAGAACAGGGCUUUUCGGCAAUUGGAAGGAGACCUGGCUAGGUUCACAUCUCGUGAAGACAAGACUUACUCCGUCUCCUAUUCCUUUCGCUUCAUACUACUUCCUGUUGCCGCUACUACACAAGAAUCAUUUGUUGCCAGUGAUCCUGUCUAGAAAGAACAGUGAAGAACGCACCACCCAUCUAAGAAGCAUCGACACGAACCCAAAGCGUUUCCACCCCUCCGUCUAAUUGUCCACCUUCCUCUCCUCCUCCCCUAAUCUCCCUUCGCACACCCUCAUACAAGAAUGCCGGACCUGUCACAAAACAUCUCGGUGCGCAUCCUCAAGGCGGCCGAGGCCGGGGGGUACGGGGUCCCCGGAGUGGUGUGCUACAAUUUCGAGGCGAUCAUCGCGUGCCGCAAGGCGGCCGAGGCCAAGAACUCGCCUUGCCAGAUCCUGCUGUUCCCGUGGGCGCAAGAGUACGCGUACGACAACAUGGUGAACCUGGCGGCGGACGUGUGCCGGAGCGCCAAGGUGCCCAUGUCGCUGCACCUGGACCACGCGCAGAGCGAGGAGGCAAUCAAGCGGGCGGCACAGACGGGCAAGUUCGACAGCAUCAUGGUCGACAUGUCGCACUACGAGAAGGCGGAGAACCUGGCCCGCACCACCGAGCUGGUGCGGUACUGCCACGAUCUGGGCAUCGCUACCGAGGCUGAGCCCGGCCGGAUCAACGGCGGCGAGGCCGGUGUGCAGGACACGGGCGACCUCGAGGGCAUCCUGACCACGCCGGACGAGGCCCUACAGUUCAUCCGUACGGGCAUCGACUUCCUGGCCCCGGCCAUCGGCAACGUGCACGGGCCCUACAACGGCGUCGAGAACAUCAAGCUGGACUUCCCCCGCCUGGCCGCCAUCCGCGAGGCCUCACGCGGCAAGGUCACCCUGGUCAUGCACGGCACCAACGAGUUUACCGCCGACAUCUUCAAGCAGUGCGUCGCCGCCGGUAUGACCCGCCUGAACGUCAACCAGAUCGUCCUGUGGAAGUACGAGGAGUACGCCCGCCAGAAGGCCGGCCGCACCCCGCUGACCGAGUUCAUGGAGGAUGGCACCAAGCUGAUCCAGGAGAGGAUCGAAUGGAUGAUGGACGCCGUAGGCAGCACCGGUAAGGCAGGUGAUGUCAAAAUCUGAAGACACGGAAAAACGAGCCCGACUCUCCUCAAGAGGCACGUGGAAGUGGCCAGGCGGAGAGAGCCCGAUCCAUAUAACUUGGUACAGGAUGGUGGCAUGUCUCUCGUAUAAUGAAUGGUCUGGAUGAUAAUGCGUCUCCGCAUUCACAAGGUCCGUUGGCUGAUCAGCCAAAUACAUUUGAAUAAGAUCGGAUUGGGGUCGGAUCGAGUCAAUUCUAUCAUUUCAUCAUGGCACAGGGUAUUUAGCCUUUCGAUCUGAUACGGGAUCUGUGAAAUAUCC
Cladophialophora immunda is the source of this 1530-nucleotide messenger RNA. RefSeq lists its product as uncharacterized. Gene Ontology annotation, molecular function: zinc ion binding; aldehyde-lyase activity. Gene Ontology annotation, biological process: carbohydrate metabolic process. The coding region runs from base 373 to 1251 and encodes 292 amino acids. The transcript has 2 exons. NCBI's taxonomy places the organism in Eukaryota, Fungi, Ascomycota, Eurotiomycetes, Chaetothyriales, Herpotrichiellaceae. The record is from RefSeq and is a predicted model, not a curated record.